CCCGCGUUAAGAACGACGAUGGAAAAUGAGGUAGCCAUAUUGUGGUCGCAACAAGAAUAGCAAGUCAGAGAGGUUCAAAAACAGUGAAAGCAAUAGGGGGUUCUUUGCUAAUUAAUUUACGGCUCCUAGGGAGAACGCCGCAUUUUUGCUCUUUAAAGAUCAUAGUCUAAAAAGACAAAAUGAGUGGAGGAACUCCCUAUAUCGGUAGCAAAAUCAGCCUAAUCUCGAAGGCCGAGAUUCGCUACGAGGGGAUCCUUUACACUAUUGAUACCGAAAAUUCUACUGUCGCACUUGCGAAAGUUCGCUCGUUUGGGACAGAGGACCGGCCCACGGACAGGCCCAUCCCGCCCAGGGAUGAGAUCUUCGAGUACAUCAUCUUCCGAGGCAGCGACAUCAAGGACCUCACUGUGUGUGAACCCCCCAAACCCACAAGCUCUCACCCCCAAGAUCCUGCUAUAGUCCAGUCUUCCUUGGGCUCUGCUCCACCACCUGCUGCUGCCCCCGCUCCGCCCUUCCAACCUGGGGGGUCCUAUGGUCUGUUUAACCGGGCCCCGGUGCCCCAGUACGGACAGUUCACCACCAGCCCCCUCGUCUCUCCGCAGUUUGGAGCCGUCGGUGUCGGUAAGAGUCUCAGCGGGGAUCUUUAUGGUCGCUCCAGCCCUUCCCUGGAUCCCCUGAGGAAGAGUCCCACCCUGGACCAGGCUGUCCAGGCAACACCUUCCGUAGCUGCACCGGCGCCUGGCUUGAGCCGUCGGAGCCCCGCCCCCGGCCGUACCGCCCCCCCAACUGCCGCCAGCACCGGCCCCAGGGCCCAGCACCUGGACGGGCCGGACCUGAGGAGGGGUGAGCCCGCCAGGGGGGGUCGCAGCACCCAGGGCUGGCCCGCGCCCCGCAACGCCCCUGCCUCUCACAACAUCUCUGCAGACAGGGCUUCCACAGCUGGGCUCAUCCACUCCAUCUUCAGCUCCUCAGGCACUGAUGGCCAGAAAGCACCCAGACCAGAGUCUGAGCAAUCCCGGGGUGAAGGCAGAGAUGCCACUAAAAGGCCCGCAGCUGGCGUUGCCCCCACCAACCGGCGAGGCCGUGGAGGCGGGCACCGCGGAAGGGGUCGCUUCAACGUGCGCCGAGAUGGGCCCAUGAAGUUCGAGAAGGACUUUGACUUUGAGAGUGCCAACGCCCAGUUCAACAAGGAGGACAUAGACAGAGAGUUCCAGAGCAAGCUGAAACUGAAAGAUGAGAAAACGGAGAAGCCGGAGAAGGCGUUGAACGGCGAGGACAAGGGCGACUCGGGGGUGGAGACCCAGAACAGCGAGGGGAAUGCAGAGGAGGAAGGGGGAGGAGACGGUCUGGGAGGCAAUGUUUACUACGACAAGUCCAAGUCCUUCUUUGACAACAUCUCCUGCGACGAUACCAGGAAAGCAGCUGAAAGGGCUGGAAACACUGGCUUCCCAAGGGAACGGAGGCAGACUUGGGCCGAGGAGAGACGGAUGAACGCAGAAACGUUCGGCAUCCCCCUGCGCCAGAACCGGGGCCGCGGCGGCUACCGGGGCCGUGGUGGGAUGGGCUACCGCGGGGGCAGAGGACGCUCAGCUAGCAGGGGGUCGUUUGGGCCACCGCAUGGAGGAGGCGGUUACAGGGGAGGAUACCGGGGCAGCCAGGGAGGACGGGAGUUUGCUGACUUCUCAGAGUACAGGAAGGACAACAAGGUGGCUGUGUAAGGCAGCUGGAGGAAGGAUCCAAGGACAGGGGCAACAACUUGCGCUAUAAAAUUGGUUUUGGUUGCUCCCUUUUUGACUAAAAGAAUGAAGAUUGUGUACUAGCUGUAUAUUUGUCACCAGCACUGGGGUAGACUGCUUGAAUGCAACUUCUUAUCCAUAUCCUUCAAUAAUGGAAACGAUGCAAUCCGUCACAAAAUGUCAAGAUCUCUCUACAACCUAUUUCAAGGUGUCUGACUGUGUAUAAAGAUCAUAUUUCAUAGGGAUGACAGUAUUUUUCUUUUCAGUUUCUCCCCCCCACCCACCCGUUCCUAAACUUGUAUUUGAUAAUAUUCUGUUGGGUGACGGGGGCCUGCUAUCCCACUGUGAUGAUUAAUGACAUAGCUUUAUUUUUGGGAUAUACUCUGUACGUUGGCACCAAAAUAGUCUGUGGUCUCAAUCACAGCUUUCUGCUGUGUAUUUUUCUACUACACAUCUAAACAUACUUGUACCUAGCUAGCUACCCCACUUCUCAAAUAGCGGUACUUUUUUUUUUUUUUUUUUUUAAAUACUCGUAUCUUGUUUUGUUCAUCCCUUAUUGUCCGGUUGUCCUCACGCUCAUGUGGUUUCUAACCAAUAGGGAUCCAUCUGGUUGCCAUGACAUUCUUCAUUGAAGUGUAGAGGGGGAGGAUGUUAGAUGUUGACAUGUGGGCUUCUAGUUCUGUAAUGUAGUUCUGUUCCAGUUGCAUAACUAGGUAUUGGGAUUCAGAUGGGUAAAGGGUCAUAGGAUUUGUGAUGUCCUUCACAUAUUGUAUAGGCUUAUGCCCUGUACUUAAGGGCUACUGGUAAUGUGAAUAGUUUAAGAUGCUGCUGUUUGCUACAGUCGACCUAUGUGGACUGACUAAACACUUCAUCUACAUACUUCUUGGCUAAUGGGCCAGUCGAGAAGGGUUGCACUGUUAGCGGCCUGGUGGGAAAGCUAUUUAAUACGUUAGCAUAAUGUUUUUUUGGGGGGGGUACUUGCUUUUAUGUUGUGGACACAAAAUGUCAUCAUAUUUCAGUAUAGUUCAGCACCCAUUCUGACAUGAAAUAGAAAUGUGUUCCAACACCCUGAAUCCCUUUCAUAGUACAGCAUAAACUAACCAAGCCAUUCACUUCAUGAUCAAUGUAUGAUUUAGCAAAUUCCAAAAUAACCAAACACCAUUUGAUGCCACUAACUGGUCCAUGGCACUGCAGAAAGGUUCAUAGCUUGCUAAGUGAUGUCAACGUAAUUGGUCAUCCAAAAUGUUUUGAAUUAAAAAGCUUUUUUGAGUUCAGCAAUUAGCCCUUACUUAGCAAUACACUGAGGUUUAUGUUUUUAAGAUAUGAAUGAUCAGGCAGAAUUGGCAAAAAUUUGACAGGAACAUUAUGAACUUUCACUGAAUAUUGUCAGAUGCCAAUCUGCAUGAUUGAAGUACUUAAAAUAUUGAUUUGGAUCUUGCAGGAAAUGUACACAGUUGCACUUUUACAAUGUUGAAAGUUGUUUUAUAAAGUGGUGUCCUCUGUAAAUCCUGAGAUUGUAUUCCAGUACAGUUGUUGAUGACUACGUUAAUCUUAUCAUGGUACAAUGCCCCCUGCUGACUGCGGACACGUUUUCAGUUUGGCCUUGGAUUCCUGGAAUAUUGGUUCCUUAACGUGGAUUCUACAGAUGUAUGCGUUUGGCUUAGAAAAAAAUACAGCCUUACUUUGUGUGCAAAUGAAGGGAUGACUAAAAGACAGCAAAGUACUUCAGUGUUCUCAGGAAAUAGGCGUAAUUACUCCUGUAGUGCCUUAAUGCUACAGAAUAACUAGGGUCACCAUUGAGAUGCUAGUAGUACCAAACGUCGGUCAUAACAUUUGCAUAUAUUGGAAAUAUGAAACUUGGGCAAUAUAGUGCUCACUGCAGUGUAAAAUAAAAUUUGGACAUUGUUUGAACUAGGUGGUCCUUAUUUAAAAAAAGAAGUUUGUUUUAAAAUUAAACGGACUACUAAAACAGGCACCAAGUUAAAGUGAUGUUACACUUAUUUCGAAUGAUCUAGCUAUUCUUUUGCAUUAUGGCACAGAAAUAAAUGGGUGACCGUUUUCCCAGUCUGAAACUAUUUUUUACAUGAAGUAGAUAACCUAUCUUGGUAGUGUUCUGAUCAAGUUUAGACAGACUCAGUUUAACAGGAUUAGUACCCUGUCGCAUUAUUUUUGUCUUACUCAAUCGUUUUUGUCAUGUCGCCACAACGCUUUCUCAAUUUCUUUCUCAAAACCAAUUUUAAAAUGCGUGAGGGGUGUUACAAGAACAUGAAGUGGGUGGGUAUCAUGUGCCUAGUGAAAUAAUUGCCCUUUACCCCUACGCCACAAAGUUUCGACUGUUGUCAGAAAUGCACCGAACACUGCAUGAUGGUCCUGCUAGUCAGAAUCCACCAAAAUCAUGACAGGCAAACUACAGAGAUGGUGAUGCAAUAACGGACUCUAUCGUCUUGCGGUAGUUGGAGCAUCGAGCACACACACACACACACACUCUACAUACAGAACAAGGUCAUGUUUUUCGUUGUUUUCUGAUGGUUAAUGUUCCUAACAGUCUGGAGUCGUAGCUACGUGUUGUGUCUCUAAACCCACCCAGCAUGACGUCACUCAUACGUGCGCCUCGGCAGACUGGGGGUUUUAUUCGCAGCAUAAAAAUAAAACGUUGUUCAUUA
Osmerus eperlanus (European smelt) is the source of this 4399-nucleotide messenger RNA. RefSeq names its product LSM14A mRNA processing body assembly factor a (gene lsm14aa). The record is from RefSeq and is a predicted model, not a curated record. NCBI's taxonomy places the organism in Eukaryota, Metazoa, Chordata, Actinopteri, Osmeriformes, Osmeridae. The transcript is spliced from 11 exons. Gene Ontology annotation, biological process: cytoplasmic stress granule assembly; P-body assembly. The coding region runs from base 180 to 1718 and encodes 512 amino acids. Gene Ontology annotation, cellular component: P-body. Gene Ontology annotation, molecular function: mRNA binding.